GGUUUUCUGAUGAGGUUUUUGAGGUUUUCUGUUCUUUUGAUUUUAUCGUUGGAUAUUUUUUGUUAUAUUCAUUAAAUUAAUCAAUUUUUGAAGUACAGAUAACAUUUUUCAAUAGCCAUGAGUGACGAUGUACCAGGACCCCGAACUGAGUAUAAGCUGGAAAUGGAUUCGGAACUACGUUUCGAGAUGGAGAACGGCAACGAAAAAGUCACGGUGACGCUUUUGAACGGACAUGCUGAGCUGUACGGCACGGAACUGGUAAUGAAGAAACCGUACGAGUUCGGAGUGGGUGCCAAGGUUGCCAUUUUUACCUACCACGGCUGUACAAUUGAACUUCGUGGAAAGCCGGAUGUUGCUUAUGUGGCCAAGGAAACUCCCAUGGUGCAGUAUUUGAACUGCAAUUCGGCACUGGAGCACCUUCGAACAAAAGCGGAAGAUGAAGACACACGGGGGCCUGUGGUGAUGGUCGUAGGACCAAUGGAUGUAGGCAAAUCGACACUAUGUAGAAUUUUCCUGAACUAUGCGGUGCGCUUGGGAAGAAGGCCUAUUUAUGUGGAUUUGGAUAUAGGCCAGGGGGGAAUUGCCAUACCGGGAACAAUCGGAGCAUUGUUGGUGGAACGACCGGCACCUGUGGCCGAAGGAUUCUCCCAGCAAGCGCCUUUGGUAUAUCAUUUCGGACACACAAGCCCAGGCGAAAAUAGUGUUUUCUAUGACGCGUUGAUUACGAAGUUGGCAGAAACCACUCUGGAACGAUUACAGGCCAAUAAACGAGCAAAACAUUCUGGAAUGAUUAUUAAUACCUGUGGGUGGGUGAAACAAGGUGGCUAUAGUCAUAUUAUACGCGCAGCUAAGGAUUUCGAAGUGAAUGCCAUCUUUGUGCUGGACCAGGAAAGAUUAUACAACGAGCUGCUGCGAGAUGUUUCAUCGAAAUUGGUUCAGGUGGUCUAUUUGCCGAAAAGCGGAGGUGUGGUAAAACGUACCAGGUCCCAGCGAGCAGAAGCCCGCGAUAAUCGCAUCCGAGAGUAUUUUUAUGGGUCAAAAAUGCCAUUGUAUCCGCACUCGUUUGACGUCAAAUUCGGAGAUGUAAAAAUUUUCAAAGUUGGUUCACCUGCUCUACCGGAUUCGUGCCUACCACUGGGAAUGAAGAAAGAGGACAAUUUCACCAAAUUGGUGGCUGUUCAGCCAAGUCUCCAGCUGCUGCAUCAUAUUUUGGCGGUGAGUUUUGCAGAGAGUAUUGAAGAGAACGUUAUCCAGAGCAACGUAGCCGGUUUCAUCUGCGUAACGGAUGUCAACAUGGAGAAAGAAGUGCUAACCAUUUUAUCACCCCAGCCACGGCCGUUACCGCAAAUGAUCCUAUUGGUGUCAGAUUUGCAGUUUAUGGAUAGCCAUUAAUAUAGGUUAAUUUUCAAGACAAAUUUUUGGACUUUUCUCAAAUGGACGUUCCAAAUAAAAUGUGUUGUAAGUUAAA
Armigeres subalbatus is the source of this 1468-nucleotide messenger RNA. It is a transcript of the gene cbc, whose product is annotated as protein CLP1 homolog. The record is from RefSeq and is a predicted model, not a curated record. Gene Ontology annotation, cellular component: nucleus; mRNA cleavage factor complex. Gene Ontology annotation, biological process: tRNA splicing, via endonucleolytic cleavage and ligation. The transcript has 2 exons. Gene Ontology annotation, molecular function: polynucleotide 5'-hydroxyl-kinase activity. The coding region runs from base 118 to 1392 and encodes 424 amino acids. NCBI's taxonomy places the organism in Eukaryota, Metazoa, Arthropoda, Insecta, Diptera, Culicidae.